Messenger RNA from Saxophila tyrrhenica, 1122 nucleotides. RefSeq lists its product as uncharacterized. The record is from RefSeq and is a predicted model, not a curated record. Bases 1 to 1122 code for a protein of 373 amino acids. The transcript is spliced from 3 exons. Lineage: Eukaryota; Fungi; Ascomycota; Dothideomycetes; Mycosphaerellales; Extremaceae.
AUGGAUCCCCAGCUACUGCUCUUCCGGCGACAGUACUUCCAACUCUUCGAGCCAGACUUCCUCGCUUGGCCUCCGAAGCAGCUCUUGAAAGACCUAGGAGUCCAAGGAUGGCUGUACAACAAGCUCUUCAACGCCGACGAGGUGACAUAUCUGCCUCCUGAUAGAUACCGGUAUAGGGUACUCAAGCCCUUGGUAACUAAGAUUGAGCAGUCUAUUGAGGAUCCGGAGGAAGACGUAGGUUACGCCUUCAUUUCUGUACAUCCAUUUCGUAUUCCUUUUGCGAUACCACCUUCUCGUUACCACUUCUCUAAUUUCAUUCCUUCGCCGCAGACGAUCUCGGAUGAGCUAGUAACCCAUCUUUCUUCCCUCGUUGCUUCGGGCUUGCUACCGGAGAUUGCAGCGGUACAGCAGAAGUCCUAUGUUACGUUCUCGUGCCUCUCACCAGAGGUGAACUUGUCAGAUGUACCUGAGCAAGAGCCUACUAUCACAGUAUUGGAACGCCGCAACCUUAUAUCUGGCUCUACCACGACAGGCUACCGAACAUGGGAAGCUGCGCUACACCUUGGCUCAUACCUGCUCAGCAAUCCAGAAUUGAUACGCGACAAGAACGUUUUCGAGCCUGGAGCGGGCACUGGCUUUUUGUCGAUACUAUGUGCAAAGCAUCUCGAAGCCAAGCAUGUCACCACCACCGACGGAGAUGAAAGUGUGGUCGAAGCUUUGAAGGAGAAUCUCUUUCUCAACGGUCUUGAUGAGAGUGAUACGGUGAAGCCUAGUGUCCUACGGUGGGGCAGAGGAUUGCGAGGUACAUGGGUUGAGGAAGACUUUGAGGAAUGGCCGUGUGAUGUUGUUGUUGGCGCGGACGUUACCUACGACAAGACUAUGAUCUCAACCCUGGUCGCUACGCUUCGCUUUAUGUUUGAUCUCAGACCAUCACUCCAAGUCCUGCUAUCGACCGCCGUGCGGAAUGCUGAGACUUACGAAGGAUUACAGGCGGCAUGCGCCCAUAACAAAUUCAAUGUCAAGGAGAUUGACUUCCAGCAACAGCCGAUCCGGGAACAAACAGCACUUUUCUAUGCUACGGCCGUGCCAUUGAAGAUAUUGUCAAUCACCAAGCCUGACUGA